ACUGGGCACCACAGAGGCAGAAGGGGUGAUGAGUGAGAGGCGAGUAGUAGUGGACUUGCCCACCAGUGCCAGCUCCAGCAUGCCCCUCCAGAGGCGCAGGGCAUCCUUCAGGGGGCCACGGUCAUCAUCCUCCCUGGAUAGCCCCCCAGCCUCCAGGACCAAUGCCAUGAGUGGCCUUGUCCGAGCACCCGGGGUCUAUGUAGGAACAGCACCCAGUGGGUACAUAGGUGGCCUGGGUGCCCGUGUGACCCGCCGGGCCCUUGGCAUCAGCAGUGUCUUCCUUCAGGGCCUGCGGAGCUCAGGCCUGGCCACCAUGCCGGCUCCAGGUUUGGAGAGGGACCAUGGUGCUGUUGAGGACCUAGGGGGCUGCCUGGUGGAAUAUAUGGCCAAAGUGCAUGCCCUUGAGCAAGUCAGUCAGGAGCUGGAAACACAACUGCGGAUGCACCUGGAGAGCAAGGCCACGCGCUCGGGAAAUUGGGGUGCCCUACGGGCUUCCUGGGCCAGCAGCUGCCAGCAGGUGGGUGAGGCAGUCUUGGAAAAUGCCCGGCUUAUGCUGCAGACAGAAACUAUCCAGGCUGGAGCAGAUGACUUUAAAGAGAGAUAUGAAAAUGAGCUGCCAUUUCGAAAGGCAGCAGAAGAGGAAAUUAACUCUCUGUAUAAAGUCAUUGAUGAGGCUAAUUUGACUAAAAUGGACCUGGAGAGUCAAAUAGAAAGUCUGAAAGAAGAACUUGGCUCUCUAUCAAGAAACUAUGAAGAGGAUGUGAAGGUGCUGCACAAACAGUUGGCAGGGUGUGAGCUGGAACAAAUGGAUGUUCCCAUUGGCACUGGUCUGGACGACAUCCUUGAGACGAUCAGAAUUCAGUGGGAGAGAGAUGUUGAAAAGCACCGGGUGGAGGCAGGAGCCCUGCUCCAAGCUAAGCAACAGGCGGAGGUGGCCCACCUGUCGCAGACCCAGGAGGAGAAGCUGGCAGCUGCCCUCAGGGUGGAGUUACACAACACUUCAUGCCAAGUCCAGAGCCUCCAGGCUGAGACAGAAUCCUUACGUGCCCUGAAACGAGGCCUGGAGAACACCUUGCACGAUGCCAAGCACUGGCAUGACAUGGAGCUCCAGAACCUGGGCGCUGUGGUCGGCCGGCUGGAGGCGGAGCUCAGCGAAAUCCGCGCGGAGGCGGAGCAGCAGCAACAGGAGCGCGCGCAUCUGCUGGCCCGCAAGUGCCAGCUGCAGAAGGACGUGGCGUCCUACCACGCCCUGCUGGACAGGGAGGAGAGCGGCUGAUGGAGAAACUUCCUCUUUUCAUGAAGAAAACACCCUUCCUCACCAGCUGACCCAUGAAGUUGCUUGAGGAGCUUUCUCCUGAGCUCCAGUUCCUGCUGGAUUCCCUGGUUAAUUCGGCUUGAGCUGAAAAGCUUCCUGGAAGUGGAGAGGAUCCUUCUGCUUUAAUCUGAGUAGCCUGUAGCUUGAGCAAUCUCCCUUGUCCUCCUUCAAAUAAAUGCUUUGUGCGCAGUGUCCA
Symphalangus syndactylus (siamang) is the source of this 1511-nucleotide messenger RNA. It is a transcript of the gene BFSP2, whose product is annotated as beaded filament structural protein 2. NCBI's taxonomy places the organism in Eukaryota, Metazoa, Chordata, Mammalia, Primates, Hylobatidae. Gene Ontology annotation, biological process: intermediate filament organization. Gene Ontology annotation, molecular function: structural molecule activity. The record is from RefSeq and is a predicted model, not a curated record. Gene Ontology annotation, cellular component: intermediate filament; cytoskeleton.